This is a messenger RNA of Panicum hallii, 1012 nucleotides long. RefSeq names its product enoyl-CoA hydratase 2, peroxisomal-like. Gene Ontology annotation, cellular component: peroxisome. The transcript is spliced from 8 exons. The record is from RefSeq and is a predicted model, not a curated record. The coding region runs from base 335 to 1012 and encodes 225 amino acids. NCBI's taxonomy places the organism in Eukaryota, Viridiplantae, Streptophyta, Magnoliopsida, Poales, Poaceae.
UUAUUCUCUUGCGCGCCCUCGUCUCGUUUCAGGCGAUGCCCCUCCUGUCUUGUACCGCCGUCUGACGUCUCGCACCGCCGGAAUUAACAAGGGCGGCUCGCGCAAGUCAGCGGCGCGGCCGGCAGCUGAGCUUCUAUACUAAACAUGACCGUUGAUUUGAUCUGGUUCUCUUGGGCGCGCUCGUCCCGUUGGAGGAGCACCGAUUCUGUCUUGUCUGCUACCUCAAUUUGGGCGCACAGAUGGCGCCAUCCGAUUACCUCUUGCACAUGUCAUCGGCGCGGCCGGCAGCAGAGCUUCUUAACAAUGGCCCGCGCGGCGGCGACCCCCAUCCGCUAUGCAUUGUCCUCGUCUCCGAGCACUGUUUCGACGGCGCUGCACCAUGGCCAUGGCGCGCUCCGCCUCGGCGAUGCCCCCCGCUGUCAAGGCCAUUGACCCUGCCAUGAUUGUUUCUCACAAGUUCCCCGAGGUCACGUUCGGGUACGACGAGAGGGAUGUGGCCCUGUACUCACUAGGUGUGGGAGCUUGUAGUGCAGAUGCAGAGGAUGAGAAGGAGCUUCAGCUGGUGUACCAAAGGAAUGGCCAGUCUUCCAUUAAGGUUUUACCUACUUUUGUUUCUUCAUUUAUUUUCAAAAGUGGCAAUGGACUCCGCUUGGAUGUGCCUGGGCUCAAUUAUGACCCAAAAUUUUUACUGCAUGGCCAACAUUACAUAGAGAUAUAUGGGCCAAUUCCUUCACGAGCCAGUGUUGCUAACAAAAUUAAAAUAGCUGGCUUGCAUGACCGAGGGAUGGCAGCUGUUCUUGAACUUGAAAUACUAACCUGCCUUGAAGUUUCUGAUGACGUAUUGUGUAUGAAUAGGAGUACUAUCUACUUGCGUGGAGCUGGAGGCUUCUCCAACUCUUCCCGGCCGUUCUCAUACGCAACUUACGCUGCCAAUGAAGUUUCAAAUGUUACAUUUCCAGAUUCCACGCCUUCUGCGGUAUAUGAAGACUGCACACAGAAUUUCCAGGCAUGA